UAAAUAUGGCUAUCUAGACAGUGAUACCUUUAAAGUGAAAAGCAACCAGUAAACACUAUGCAGCCUUCCCAUCCAAAAAGUAUAUUAAAAUUGUGGUUAAACGAUAUUCUCAGCAAUUCCCAACUGGCAUCAUCACUCUGGGGCAGCAGAUGACAGUAAGUGACAAAGCAAGUUAGCUUCCUCCACACUAGAGAAUUUCUCGGUGAUAAAGAAGCUGUGGGAUACAUUUUUUUCUCCAUGACCUAAACUACUUUCUGCUUCAGGAUGAGACGUUUUCUAGCCCUGCUGCUCUUGCUGGCAUUACCAGGAUCAUGCAUGUCAGGAGAGGACCUGCAAGUGUUUCUGCAAGCAGAGGGAGAGUCCUUCAGAGCUAACUGCUCCUAUGACAUGCACGAGAGUUUACAUGAGAUGAAAUUCUGGUGCAAGGAGCUGUCAGAGAACUCUUGUCCAGUCUUAGCCUCGAGUUACCCUUUAACAGAAAGGAUGACUCUUAACCAUAGACUGCAUCGUUCAGUUGACCUGACAGACAUGGGACAUGGAUGGAUUUCUGUGAUCAUGAGAGCACUUCGAAGAAAUGACUCUGGCACAUAUCAGUGUGGGGUGCAGAGCGAUCUGCAGAAAAUUCUACUGCAAAGAAUACAGAUGGUGGUUUCAGCUGAGGAACCUGUAAAGCUAUUUGCAAAAACAGGGAACUCCCUGUCCCUCCAUUGCUCUUAUUCUGUGAUAGACGACAUCAGGAAACAUCAACAUUUCACUUGGUGCAAAAUGGUAUCCCGAAUUAGAUGUCAACCUAUUAUCAGCAGCAACUCUGAUCAAAGUAUUGUUAAAGUAGGAAGGACUGAGAUGAUGAAUGACUUCUCAGGGAAAAUGAUUAGAGUGUGGCUGAAAAAGCUCCAGUUUAAUGACUCAGGAGAAUAUCAUCUUGAGAGCCAUGUCAAGGGGAGAAACAAACCACUGAAGAGGAUUGUGCUGGAAGUUUGGGGGGAAAAUUGGGAUCUGGAUGCAGAUUUGGAGGCCAUUCCAUUUCCCACUGAGAGGGAGGGGACUGCCAAGCCCAGAGAUGACAGCAAUAUGGAUCAGAGGAAUCUUUAUGCUCUCAUGGUACUGAGUUCCUUCCUGGCUACAACUGCUCUGACUGUUACUGUUAUACUCCUUGCCACCACUUACAUCAGAAGGAAAAGGGCAGGAAAAAGGAUGGACUUUGGUAGACAUUCUGCUUUCAGACAGGCAGUGCUGCAGAAGGAUAGAAGAAACGAAACAAGUAGGAUGCCAGAUGGGGAACUGAAGGACAAUACAGUAUAUACUGUGAUAAGGCACCAACCUGAACUAAAGCCUGAAGAUGUUAUAUAUGUCAACACACAACCUUCUCCAAAAGUUUUCUUCCACCUUCAAGAACCACCGCGCAACUCAGUUUCCUCAGGGUCUGUGGAAUAUGCUACCAUUAUCUUUAGACCCACGACUUCUCAUUCUGGAACUGAAAAGGAACAAACAGGUCCACCGAAACAAAGCAGCAUGAAGCCUUGGGCUUAUUCAUAAAUUUUCCUGAAAAGUGCUCAGAAACAAACCAUUUGUAAGCAAUUGCUGAAGCUGGAUACAAAUGGGGUACUAGGCAAAAGGCAGCUGAAAGGAUGCGGCACACAGAUGUACAGAACUUCCCUGAAAAAAAGUAACUAAUAGUUAGUAAUAGUAACUAAUAGUUACUAAUAGUUUCACUUUUCUAAUAAUACAGCAUCACAAUUCAACUGUUGAUAAGCAAAUCCAGUGGCAGACUGUGGUAUAUUUGCUCUCUCUAUAUUGCUCUAUUUUUAAACACCAGGCAACUAUAAACCCAAAUACAGGAAACUGGUUUUCUCUGAUAGCAACUGCCACAGAGUCCUACUCAGCAAAGGACAGCGAGAUAUGGGAACAUGAUACACUUCCUUUCAUACUUGCAACUUCUCCAACAGCUCACUUCUACACACGUAUGUAAAAUGUUAAUCACCCCCCAUGCUCAUAAGGCACAAAUCAGCAAAGUAUUAAAGAAUCUGCUUAACUGUAAGCAUAUGAGUUCUUUAAUUGACUUCAGAAAGACAACUUGCACACUGCACAUCUUUUAGUAAACAAGUAUCUUGUUGAAAAACAUUUGUCUACAUUAUUAUAUCAAAUGUCUUAAAUUUAAAUAUAUGGGUACAGAAUUAAGACUAAGCUUUGUAUUUUCGUGCCUUUGGUGCUUGUUGUUUAUUAAUAUCAUUUACAUGCUACAGUAUAAAUCUAUCUUGACUUUACUGUAAAUUACACACAUUUUGAUCAAACUACCCUAUCCCGUUAUUAUGGUGAUAGGUGCAAACACCCAUGAAGGAUUACAGAUAAAUCUCAAAAUUCAUCUGACUGAGAUUCUCAUCUUAGUCUGUGAGUUGGGCCCAAGGCUACUGAAUAUGAUACAAAAUCUAUACUUUUUUUGGUAUUAAAGAUUGGAGGAAGAUUCCAACUUGGAUACUGGGUGGCAUGGGACUGCAAAAACACAGAGAAAAGCAGUCCAUGAAUUAUAUGAUUUGUAAACAAAUUUCACUUUGCCCAUGAGUUCUCAUGCGACUCUGACAAAGGAGGGAGGGAUAGAGAGAAAGAGAGAAUGAACGAACAAAAUUUUGUUGCCUGGUCAGAUGGGGCUGUCAACAUCUUUGCCAUUUCACCCGAGAUGGUUGUCUGGCAAAACAUCCUUAUCCAUAGCUGAGGUUCAACCCUCUAAUACAAAUUCUCUGAAAAUAAAGCUAGAAAUAACAUUAUAAGAAUAGCUGAACAGAUCAAUUUCUGGCUUCCUAAACAGUCUUGCAUGAUUGCAUUCUUCACUUCCUGUCCUAACUUCCCAUUUUCUGUUCUUGUCUACUGUUAUUUCCUUUUUGUUUUCCUCAUCACUGCAUUGACCAACUCUGGAAAGGAUUAACGACUGACACCCUCGUGCUUUGGUCUUUCGUGAGAUGGCAAAACGGUUUGUGUGGGGACCAUACCAUUAGGGUCUGAAAUGAUACCGCAAUAAGAAAGAGCAAGUGUAUUAGACUUCAAUAUCCAAAUUCAAUUCCUUAUUUAAUGUAUUUGACUCUCUGAAAGCACAUAAAACUCUGUAUGCCUAAGUUCAUUAUCUGGAUGCAACGGCAUAUAGAAUAAAAGUUCUGCGGUGCUCAGAUCCUAAGGUAAUACGAGUGCAAUACCUAAGUCACAAAAGAAAAAACAUACCGGUGUACACUGCUUUUUGCCUACAAAGCUGAAGAUCAACUGUCAUUUGAAGCUGAGGGUGUAUCUAGGGACAGUUUAUGGAUGCCAUCAGUUGUCUGUCACAAAAUCUACAUAUGUAACUGCUUGUUCUAAAACAAAAGAUGCAAGAAAUAUUCUCAAGUCUUUCUAAAUUUGAAACAUCUUACAAGUAUUUUCUUCCUGUUCAAAUGAUGGAGAUUUGCUAGUAACCUGAAUAGUCUAAAAUGAGGACAGAAUUAUCUGAAGACCUAGCUUAGAUUUGCAUGUUUGGUAGUUAAGUUAGGAAGUUAUUACCAGUCCAUCCAAUCCACUUCUCAGAUGUGGAACUGCAUUCAUGAAAGCUCUAACUGACAUACAAGGAGCCUCUGGACAGUUGGGACAUUAUAAGCCUGUCACGUCCUCAGACGAGCCUGAUGGAUACAGCUAGUUGGUGACCUAGUUCUAUAUUGGCUGUCUGAACAACAAUGUAGACUCGUAUCUGGCUAAGGUCUCAGAACUCUUCCCAGACUAUCUUUCAUUUGAUGGUAGUAGGAAAUAAAUUUGCAGUGUUCUAGAAAGUGGGCAUACCACAUGGACAUGGCACACCUAACAGGAUGUAAGAGGACAGGAGAUUUUAGGAGACCAAGGCUACCAGUCAAGACACUUCACUCUAGUCCCUCCAGAUAUCUCUGUCCUUUUACAGGAUAUAUAGUUAAAACUCACUCCAAAUCUAAGCAUUCUCUGCAGCCUUCACUGAAUGUUUCUUCUUUGUCUCCCUUCAACAGCAAUACGCAGUAACAGGACUGCUUUCAACUUUAAUAGGCAGUAAAGGUAUAUCCAUAUCACUAAUGGCGUGGCUGCUACAUCUUUUACCUCCUGUUGACUGCAAAGAGCUCUUGCCCUAAGUAGAGUAUGAGAACAAAAGAAUGAUAUAAUAAAUUACACUCUCUAUAGAUUCUGCUACGCUCAUCAUUACUGUCAUCUGAGUGCCUUUCAGUAGCUGAUUUGCAAACUGGGUAAAUUUUGCCACUGGGUUUCUUCUGCGUAAGAAACCAUGGAGAUUUGAGCAAGAGCUACAGAGAUGGAAAGGACAAUGUUUUAUUAGCCACUACAUAAACCAUCCAAUUCUGCUCCAUGUUUUCGAAGACCCAGAAAAAACAAAAUGGGAAAGUAAGCUGCAUUUUGGAUCUGCUGCCUGGGAACAAAAAGCAGAGACCAAGGAAUCUCCUGCUAGACAAAGGGAGGUUAGCUCACUCAUACCUUUCCUCUUCCUCUGAAUGGCACUGAAACUUGAGAAUGUUUUUGGAACAAAUGUUUGUCAAUUUGAAGUACAAAGAAAGCCCAAAGUCUUGUUGCAUGAGGAACCGAAGGAACAGAGAAAACCCACCACUCACCAGGCCUAGUCACUUCACAGUAGUACAGAAUUUUAUUCAUUCUAUUCACUUUAGAAGAGCUGCUCAAUUGCUCUCAACUUCCUGCCUUCCUUCUCCCCCAUCCCCAGCAAUUGCAGCAUAUUGAUUACCAGAAAACAAAGCUAAGCAAGGAGAUGAUUCUGGCAACUGUGUCUAGCUCAAGAUUAGCAGAAACAAGAACUUCUCUCCAAAGUAAGGGAUUGCUUUAAA
Molecule: messenger RNA, 4829 nt
Organism: Dromaius novaehollandiae (emu)
Lineage: Eukaryota; Metazoa; Chordata; Aves; Casuariiformes; Dromaiidae
Exons: 7
Coding region: 265-1536 (423 amino acids)
Cellular component (GO): cell surface
Molecular function (GO): signaling receptor activity
Source: RefSeq, a predicted model, not a curated record